Messenger RNA from Notothenia coriiceps (black rockcod), 1037 nucleotides. RefSeq names its product adenylate cyclase type 8-like. Gene Ontology annotation, biological process: adenylate cyclase-activating G protein-coupled receptor signaling pathway; cAMP biosynthetic process. Gene Ontology annotation, cellular component: plasma membrane. The record is from RefSeq and is a predicted model, not a curated record. Lineage: Eukaryota; Metazoa; Chordata; Actinopteri; Perciformes; Nototheniidae. Gene Ontology annotation, molecular function: adenylate cyclase activity. Bases 120 to 1037 code for a protein of 305 amino acids. The transcript has 3 exons.
AGAGAAUCUUUGUUCCUGAAACUUUCAGAGUCUCUUUCCACAGAGUUCUUUCCACAUGUUGAUGGAGAAGAGACAUGAAGAAGUGGAUUUUGCAUAGUACGUGAUUGAAGGAUUUAGAGAUGGAGCUGUCGGAGGUGCGGUGCUCCAGCGCCAGCGAGGAUCUGUACACCAUCAACCCCAGCAGACCCAAGCGGCUGCUGUGGCAGAACGCCGUGCGGCACAUCACGGAGCAGAGGUUCAUUCACGAGCAGGGCGGGGAGGUGGAGGUGAAGCACGAGCCCUACGACCCGCAGGAGAAGGCCCGCACCUCGGUGGGUGGGCACAACAACGGGGGCACCAAAGUGUUCCCGGCGCGCGCCAGCAGCGACCUGGGCUUCCUGCAGAUCGACUGCGCUCCCAGUAACUCAGACUUCUUCCUGAACUGGGGCUACACGUAUCGGGGGGUCAUCUUCCCCACGCUGCGCAACGCCUUCAAAUCCCGAGACCUCGAGCGUCUCUACCAGCGCUACUUCCUCGGGCAACGACGUAAAUCUGUGGUGGUGAUGAACAUCCUGGACAUAGUGACGAAGAUCACUCUGCUGGUCCUCCACCUCACGCUCGCCUCCUCCCCCAUGGACCCCAUUAAAGGCACCCUUCUGGGGCUUUUCACGGGUAUUGAGGCGGUGAUUUGCGCGCUCGUGGUGGUGCGUAAAGACUCCACGUCGCACGCGUACCUGCAGUGGAGCGGCGCCCUCAGCUGGAUGGUGAUGGUACUGCAGAUGCUGGCGGCGGGGCUGGGUUUCGGGCUCCUGGGGGACGGCGUGGGGUACGUCCUCUUCACGCUGUUCGCCACCUACAGCAUGCUGCCGCUGCCCCUCACCUGGGCCAUCACCGCCGGGCUCACGACCUCCGCCCUGCACAUCCUGGUGCAGACGCUCACCUCCCACAAUGCACCGCUCUCCUCCAACCAGGUAAGGCUCCAGCGCAAAUUGUUCUUACUGCACGUCGCCAUUCAAACCUCCAGUCACGACUUGUUUAACGUAGGUUUGACUGUGUAA